This is a messenger RNA of Labeo rohita (rohu), 909 nucleotides long. Its product is annotated as C3a anaphylatoxin chemotactic receptor-like. The transcript has a single exon. NCBI's taxonomy places the organism in Eukaryota, Metazoa, Chordata, Actinopteri, Cypriniformes, Cyprinidae. Gene Ontology annotation, biological process: complement receptor mediated signaling pathway; inflammatory response; phospholipase C-activating G protein-coupled receptor signaling pathway. Gene Ontology annotation, molecular function: complement component C5a receptor activity; G protein-coupled receptor activity. The record is from RefSeq and is a predicted model, not a curated record. Gene Ontology annotation, cellular component: plasma membrane.
AUGAAGAUGAUUUCUUUGGUCUUCUAUUCCCUGACCUUGAUCCUCGGCAUUCCUGGAAAUGCAUUUGUCAUGUAUGUUGCUGGAUUGAAGAUGAAGAGGACCGUUAAUACGGUUGGGUUUCUCAAUCUAGCAAUUGCCGACCUCUUGUGUUGCCUCUCCACUCUUUACUAUGUUGCAGAAAACUCUCUCGAAGAAAACUGGCCAUAUGAAUCUGUCUUCAUAUGCAAGAUUCUCCCCUUUGUUAUGUUCAUCACCAUGUUUGCCAGUGUUUUCACCUUGAGCUUGAUUAGUCUGGAUCGCUUUACGCAGGUGAUCACACCGGUUUGGGCUCAAAAUCAUCGCAGCCUAUUAAUUGCACGACUGUCCUGUGUAGUGGCCUGGGUUCUGGCAGUAAUUCUUAGUCUGCCUUUCAUGAUGUUAAGAGGGAAUUCCACAGAUGGUAAAAAGCAAUGCCUGCUUUAUAAAUCUGAUAAAGAGCAAAUGUAUAGAAACUUAAGCGUCAUCAGAUUUGUGUUUGGCUUUUUGGUUCCUCUCAUAUGCAUCACAACAUGCUAUGGAUUCAUCGCACACAAGUUAGGCAGGAGUCAUUUUCACUCUGGACGAGCGUUUCGCAUCAUGUUGGCUGUAAUCGUGGCCUUUUUUCUGUGCUGGUUGCCGUAUCACACAGUGCAGUUGUUAAUCAUGUACGGUGAGAGAUCAAGUGUCUUGGCAGCUUUAGCAGUGGAUCCGUUAACCAUCUCUUUGGCGCAUUUCAACAGCUGUCUGAACCCCACUUUGUAUGUUUUCAUAGGGCAGGAUUUUAAAAGCAAUGUUAAACUUUCUCUAAGACGUGUUUUUGAAAGAGCUUUCUCUGAGGAGGGAGCACAAGCGUCAUGAUCCACACAGUCAUAACAAAUGCAGUCAGUGUAG